AUGCAAACUCAGUCACCAGUGGUCAUUGUGACUCAACCUGGGUAUGGUGUUGCAGCCCAACCCUCCAACUGGCAGACUGGCAUGUGUGAUUGCUUCAGUGACUGUGGAGUGUGUCUCUGUGGCACAUUCUGCUUCAUGUGCCUUUCCUGUCAAGUUGCAGCUGACAUGAAUGAAUGCUGCUUGUGUGGAUCCAGUGUCGCGAUGAGGACCCUCUACAGGACCCGAUAUGGCAUCCCUGGAUCCAUCUGUGAUGACUAUUUGGUGACCGUUUGCUGUCCUCACUGUUCCCUUUGCCAAAUCAAGAGAGACAUCAACAGAAGGAGAGCUAUGCAUACUUUCUAG
Messenger RNA from Elephantulus edwardii (Cape elephant shrew), 342 nucleotides. RefSeq names its product placenta-specific gene 8 protein-like. The coding region runs from base 1 to 342 and encodes 113 amino acids. The record is from RefSeq and is a predicted model, not a curated record. NCBI's taxonomy places the organism in Eukaryota, Metazoa, Chordata, Mammalia, Macroscelidea, Macroscelididae. The transcript is spliced from 3 exons. Gene Ontology annotation, biological process: positive regulation of transcription by RNA polymerase II.